Molecule: messenger RNA, 1237 nt
Organism: Loa loa (African eye worm)
Lineage: Eukaryota; Metazoa; Nematoda; Chromadorea; Rhabditida; Onchocercidae
Exons: 6
Coding region: 11-976 (321 amino acids)
Cellular component (GO): endoplasmic reticulum
Molecular function (GO): calcium ion binding
Source: RefSeq, a predicted model, not a curated record
UUUCAGGUGAAUGCAGCUGUUUCUUCGCAACAAUUUAAAAUUUUCAUACAUUUAUCUCUUGGCACUGGUGUUAUUAUCCGUUGUGAAGUCAGAUCGAGAACAUGUGGAGCAUGGUUUUAGUGGAAGAUUUAAGAAGGAACAUGGUACAGAAGGCGACCAACAUAAUCUCCAUGCUGAUCAUAAAGUUCUUAUAGGUUCCCGAAAAGAGGCCGAAAUAUUCGAUGAUUUGAGUCCUGAAGAAGCAAAACGACGUUUGGCAAUUUUGGCCAAAAAAAUGGAUAGAGAUGGUGAUGGAUACAUAACCCGUGAAGAGUUAAAGGAAGUGAUCAAGCAGAACAUGAUUGCUUUGGAUUUGGAGGAAUCAGAUGAUCGUUUCCAUGAGAUGGAUACAAAUCAAGACAAUGUAGUAACAUGGAAUGAAUAUGUGCAGGAAUCGUUUGGUGAUAUCGACCCGGAGAAUGAACUUAUAGAUAUAGAUGACAAACGUUUAUUGGAGGAUGACAGGAGAUUUUUCUUCACUGCAGAUCAGGAUAAAGAUGAGAAGUUAUCGAAUGCUGAAUUUCAUGCCUUCCAAAAUCCUGAAUCUUUCCCACACAUGCAUGCAACCUUAAUUGAGAUCACUAUGAAAGAGAAAGAUAAAAACCGUGAUGGGAAAAUUACUCUGGAUGAGUUUCUUGAUGAUCUAGCUGGAGACCAGAAAUCAGACUGGUACACAGUGGAGAAAAAUCGUUUUGAAUAUGAUUAUGAUAAAGAUAGAAAUGGUGUUCUUGAAGGCCCAGAAAUUGCUUCUUGGCUUGUUAUGAGUUUGGAAACAACGGCAGCUGAGGAAGCAGAACAUUUAAUGUCGAAGGCAGAUAAAGAUAAUGAUGAUCGCUUAUCUAUCGAUGAAGUUGUAAGUGAAUCAGAUCUGUUUGUUGGUUCUGAAGCAACGAAUCAUGGCGAAAAUUUGGUUGGCCUAUCACAUGAUGAGCUUUAAUAUAGUGAUGGAGCAGUAAUCGUGGUUGUCAUUGUAAUAAUAGCAGUAAUAGUGGUAGUACGUAUUUAUGUUCUACUGAAGCAUACAGUAGAACUGAAGCAUACAUCUCACUAUCUGAUAAUUUAAUUGUUAUAUGUUCUUUCCAGCACAAUAUGUAGAUGAAAUGCUCUUGACUUAAUUCUAUCAGUUCCACUUUGCAAGGAAAUAUCUGUUAAUCACCUGACCAUUUUCAUUUUCAAAUUUCAAGUGAAUCAGAAGUAC